Nicotiana attenuata is the source of this 2646-nucleotide messenger RNA. RefSeq lists its product as uncharacterized. Lineage: Eukaryota; Viridiplantae; Streptophyta; Magnoliopsida; Solanales; Solanaceae. Bases 1 to 2646 code for a protein of 881 amino acids. The transcript has 4 exons. The record is from RefSeq and is a predicted model, not a curated record.
AUGGAUGACUUGUUGAGCUUCUUUAAAGAAGUUCUUCCGGUGGAGUCAUUUGUUCCAAAUUCUUUCUAUGAAGCAAAGAAAGUACUUCGAGACUUAGGCUUGGGGUACACCAAAAUAGAUGCAUGUCAGAAUGAUUGUAUCUUAUAUUGGCGCGAGCAUGCCUAUGCACAAUCAUGUCCUGAGUGCGGUGAGUCUAGAUGGAAGUCAAAAGAGAAUGGAGGCAAGAAAGUAGCUCAUAAAGUCUUGCGACAUUUUCCUAUCAAACCAAGACUGCAGAGAUUAUACAUGGCAAGAGAGACAGCAAAAAAGAUGAGGUGGCAUAAGGAGGAACGUGUUGAUGAUGGUAUCUUGCGACAUCCGUCUGAUGCAAUGGCAUGGAAAUCUUUUGAAGAGAAACAUCCCAGCUUUUCUGCUGAAUUAAGAAAUGUUCGAUUAGGUUUAGCAAGCGAUGUGUUCCAGCCUAAUGGGAACAUGAGUCCUAAGUGUCCAGACAAUGAUAUAGAUGUAUAUUUACAACCGAUGAUUGAAGAAUUAAAAGAAUUAUGGGAAGGAGCAGAAACUUAUGAUGCAUACUCAAAAUCUAACUUUAUGAUGCGUGCGGCUAUCAUGUGGACAAUUAAUGACUUUCCUGCAUAUGGGAACCUUUCAGGAUGGUCAACCAAGGGCAAAUUUGCAUGCCCUUGUUGCCACAAAGAUACACAAUCGAUUUCAUUACGUAGUAAAUUGUGUUAUAUGGGGCAUCGUUGCUUCCUUCCAUUAGACCAUCCAUGGCACAAAAAUAGGAGGUUAUUUGAUGGGAAAGUGGAAAAGGGAGUUGCACCUAAUCCUUUAACAGGUGAUGAUGUACUUAUGCAACUACAAGGGUUGGGCAAUGUGACUUUCGGUAAAGGGCAAAAGCGAAAGUGUAAUGCCCCUAAUAAUGCUUACAAUUGGAAGAAGAAAAGUAUUUUUUUCGAAUUGCCAUAUUGGAAGACACUUUUGUUACGACAUAACCUUGAUAUGAUGCACAUAGAAAAAAAUGUGUCCCAUAACAUUUUAUCAACUGUGAUGAAUGUGGUUGGGAAGACAAAGGACACCUUAAAAAGUAGGUAUGAUUUGGUGGACCUUGGUACUAGGCAAGGUUUGCAUCCAAUUCAUGAUAGGAACAAUGUGUUGUUACCAGCAGCAUGCUACGCAUUAUCCCCAGAAGAGAAGCUGAAAGUGUGUAAUUUCUUAGCUAAUUUGAAGGUUCCUGAUGCCUUUUCAUCGAAUAUUUCUAGGUGUGUCAAGGUUGAAGAGAAAAAGAUACAUGGAUUAAAAAGUCAUGAUCACCAUGUAUUAUUGGAAGAUAUUUUUCCAUUAGCAAUUUAUGGUGUGUUGCCUAAGGAAGUGAGUGAACCAAUUAUCGAAAUAGGAAAAUUUUUCAAGAAUUUAUGUUCUAAGUGCUUGACAAUUGAAGAUCUUGAUAUCUUAGAGGCUGAAAUUGCUAUCACAUUGUGCAAGUUCCAAAUGGUUUUUCCUCCUGCGUUUUUCGAUGUCAUUAUUCAUUUGCCCAUUCAUUUGGCAAGAGAGGCAAAACUAGGUGGACCAGUUCAAUAUCGGUGGAUGUACCCUUUUGAAAGGUAUUUGCAAAUACUUAAGUCGUAUGUUCGCAACUAUGCUCGUCCUGAAGGCUCAAUUGCAGAAGGUUAUUUGGCAGAAGAAAGCCUCACAUUUUGCUCGCGCUACAUAAAGAAUAUCUCAACCAAGUUCAAUAGGCCAGCUAGGAAUGAUGAUGAAUCUGUGUCACAUGGUGAGAUAUCUAUCUUUAAAAAUAGUGGACGAACAAAAGGUGGUUCAGAUUCGGCCCCACUAUCUCGUGAUGAGAUCUUACAACUAUCUGCACAAGGACAUGCAAAUGAUGAUCUCAUAAGCUUAGCACUCGGUCCUGGACCUCUAGUGCUUCGAUGUUCCACAUUAAUGGUGAAUGGAUUUAGAUUUCAGACAAGAGAUAUAGAGUCGAGAAGAAAAACACAAAAUUGUGGAGUUCUUGUUAGAGGAGAUGAUUCAGACUCAACAAAUGAGUAUUACGGUAUAUUGGAGGACAUUUACGAGUUAUCUUAUGUGAGAAAUAAGAAAGUUUACCUCUUCAGGUGUCAUUGGUGGGAUGUGGCUCACUUAGGAAAAGGAUAUAAGAUUGAAAAAUAUGGCUUCACAAGUGUGAAUACCCAUUGUGCCUUGAAUACAAAUGAGCCAUUUGUGUUGGCAUCUCAGUGUGAACAAGUUUUCUAUGUGGACGACAUGUCUAACAAAGAUUGGUUUGUUGUUGUGAAGACAAAUCCUUGUGACCUUUUUAAUAUGCCUGAAAAGGAUAUUAAUUCUACAGAAAUUGAAGAUGAAGUAUUAUCGAGUGAAGAUUCUUAUCAACAAGAGCAAGUUGAGAUUAAUACAUCGCGCAUUCAUGCUCAAGAAAUUGAUAUUGUGGUGUCCUUAUAUAGGGAUGAUGUUGAACCACAAAUUAUUGAUUAUAACCAAGCUAUUGAAGCUCAGACAACUGUGCAUAAUGAGGAUGAUGGUUUCAUUAAUGACGAUCACAUGGAUCUAUAUAAUAGUGAACAAAGCGAUGAAGAGUUACUUGAUGAUAACGAUGGAGAGGACACCGACAUAGAUGAUAGGGAUAUGGAGUGA